AACAGAAUCCUCAUGCCUCCUGACGAUGGCACAGUCCUUGACAACGCAGCACUAGCCGAUGAGCUUGAAGCUUUGAACUCCAUAUACGAGUCCGACACACUAACUGUGAGGGAUCAUCGUUCAGACGUGGCCACUUCAAUCCUGCGACUCCCCGAACUACCUUUUUCGUUCCUCGUUUCAUUCCCUCGAGACUAUCCUGAUGUCCCGCCGGUCAUUAUUGGGACAGAAUCCACCGGCGGUAGUGGCAAAGGAGAAGGGGAGAUAGCGGUGAACAUUCUACGAGACGUACUGGGAAGAACUUGGGUCCCCGGGCAAGUCUGCUUAUUUGACUUGGUUGAGGAGACUGGGCCACUGUUGCAACAGCAACACGGACAACACAUCCAUGGCGCGACUGAAGAUAACACCCAGGAUGCUUCGGAUAGGUCGGCGGUCCCCGGUCACGAUGAGAGACAUGAGUCUGAUCUGACUCCUGAUGCAGCAUCUUUAAUGGAUCCCCCUCCCUGGACGAUGUCAGACCCCAUGGUGGUCAGCAAGUCGACUUUUGUUGCUCGAGUCUGCCGUGUGUCGUCAUUGGAUGAGGCGCAGAACUCCAUCUCGCACCUCCUAUCAACCAACAAGAAAGUAGCGACUGCGACACAUAAUAUUCAAGCCUGGCGCAUUCAGCAUGCCAAUUCCUCAAGUGGUCUUACAAGCACGAUCCAAGACUGCGACGAUGAUGGUGAGACGGCAGCAGGAGGGAGAUUAUUACAUCUUCUCCAGCUCAUGGAUGUCUGGAAUGUCGUGGUGGUUGUAACUCGGUGGUAUGGAGGGGUGAAAUUAGGGCCCGACCGUUUUCGACUGAUCAAUUCAGUUGCACGAGAAGCUCUAGUGAAAGGGGGGUUUGUAAAAGAAGAAGGAGACAAGCCCAAGGGCAAAGGGAAGAAUAAGAAGUGAAUCGGAUCUCGUUGAGAGCAUUAGCAAUGUGUCUCAAAAAGGUCUGAAGCUGGCCUUAUACAUAAAUCAUAUACUUGAUGUUGGUCCUGAA
Molecule: messenger RNA, 1024 nt
Organism: Exophiala mesophila
Lineage: Eukaryota; Fungi; Ascomycota; Eurotiomycetes; Chaetothyriales; Herpotrichiellaceae
Exons: 1
Coding region: 13-933 (306 amino acids)
Biological process (GO): regulation of translational initiation
Cellular component (GO): cytoplasm
Molecular function (GO): protein binding
Source: RefSeq, a predicted model, not a curated record